AUGGCUUCAUUUGCAACGGAGGAUGAGAGCGUCGCCGACCUGUUCAUCCAGCCGGACUUCUGGAAGUCGUCUAUGCUGUUAGACUCACCCACGCCCAUUGCUAAGGACUUUUUUGAUCUAUCUGACACAAGAAAAAUCGAGCCCGUCGUGAACGGUGCACUGGGCGUUCCAAAUGAUGGUUAUUUUAAGCUCCCUCCAGAUCUCAACACUGGAUUCAGCCCAGAGCAGCAAUCGGCUGAACCGCCAGCAAACAACGAUAAUGAGGCUUUGAGUAGCCCCGCCCCCGAAUCUGAGGUGGACCCGUGGCUGUUCCAGCAAGCUACGCCAAAGACUGCGAAUCUUAAAACAUGGGAUAGCUUUGAUGUCCCUGAAGCUGGUCUAAAGUCGAGAGGAUUCAUCACAGAAGCUGGAACAGGAGCAUACGAUCUUUUCCUGGCCUCGAAGGAGAACCCGUGUGGUGUCCCAUCUCACGACUCUUAUGAGACGCUGGAGCCUCACAGUUAUUCUGCCUGUCUUCUUGCCAUGUCACUUGGCCGCGACUCGGUCUUAUUCUCAUGGGACACAGUGAAGAAGGCCUUUCAGCCUUCGCUUAGUUUGACCAAAGUACCCGGAUACUCCGGAGAGUCGCUCAUUGCCAUGCUGCCGCUUUGCAAUUCUUGUGGUCAAGCCUAUCGGCGUCUGCGCUCAUUCAUAGACAGGACAUACUCUUCGAGUGCAAGUCCGCCCCGCGUCGCGCUUGCCAACGCCCUGGAUAGUUUGCUACUCGUCAUCCAAGAUGAGCUUGGACGUCGUGGUCUGAGGACUAUCUCGAUUCUCCAGCUGCAGUCACUUGUUCGCCCAGUCUAUCGCCUUCUCUCAUAUUUCCACAGACUUGUUAUGAAGAUUAAAAGAUCGACGAGUGACGCGGAUCUAGUCUCUCUCAUCUACAAUGAAGCACAGUCAGCUGAAAUGAGCGAACCAGUCCUCAGGGACACUAUGGGUCAAAUUCUUCGAAUCGUCUCGACGCCAUGGACUGAAUUCGUUGGGGAAUGGAUUGGCUUGAAACCGGAAGAGGGCAUGCGUAUCAGUAAAAAUGGCCCAGGGAAAGGCUUCGUCAAGGUUGAGAACAGUGUGUGGAUAGACGACCAAGGCUUUGAGCUGGAAGAACCGGAUUACUUCUUGGACUUGGACAACAUGCCUAGUUUUGUCCCUGACGAUGUUGCUCAGGCAAUAUUCGAGACCGGGCGAAACCUUCGCUUUUUACAAGAGAAUCAUCCGAAGCACCCAAUGGCGUCCACCGAUAUCGUUGGCUCGGCUAAUAUACCGAGACUCGAAUGGCAAUACGAUUGGGAGUCCAUCACAAGGGUUGAGCAGAAGGCGCUUGAGUAUCAACGUGCUGUACUGGAGAUGCUCCAGCAGAGGCGGGAUGACCGUGAAGACAUUGAUCAACAUUCAUGCAAUGAUGCCAUGGUAGAAGACAACAGACUGCUCCAAGUCUUUGGCAAAGACGAGCAAGACCUUCAACGAACAGUACUAGACUCGAUUGCGAACCUAGAUCGACCGAUCGAGAAGAAGGAGACAUGGAAUCAAUUGUCCAGAAUUCUCAGAGAGCAUCUCUUCGACAGCCAAAUGAAACAGGAGUCAGCUGACGCCGAGUUCAGCCCUCACUGGUCAUUAUUGCCAUUGCUAUCCUUCGGCCCUCCGGUAUACGCUCAGGCUCGACUUAUCAACCGCGAGUGCCUCCGGUUGUUGUUUAGUGAGCACAGCCUACGCGAGCACCUCGGACUCCAGAGAGCGUUCCAACUCCUUGGCAACGGCAUGUUCUCGAGCCGCCUGGCAAAUGCGCUGUUCAAUCCUGAUAUGGACACGACUGAGAGGCGAUCAGGUGUUUCCAGAUCUGGCAUUACCAUGGGUUUGCGCUUGUCGAGUCGUGACAACUGGCCACCAGCGAGUUCAGAGCUGCGACUUGCGCUCAUGGGAGUGCUUACAGAGAGCUACCAGCAAGAGAGCGGCGCCGACAGGCGUAAGCCCCCGUCAUCCACUGAGCAUCACGACGGGUUGCCGGGAGACCUCAGUUUUGCAAUUCGGGAUCUGUCGACUGAAGAAAUGGAAAGAUGCAUGGACCAGGGAUCUCUUGAGGCUCUCGACUUUCUGCGGAUGUCCUACAAGCCUCCACAAGCGCUGGUACCAGUCAUCACGCCCGCGUCACUUCUAAAGUAUGAUCGAAUUUUCAAGCUCAUGCUUCGCGUUCUGCGCAUGCUCUUUGUGGUGGACCAGCUUUUCCGUGAUACAAUUUUAAGACAAUCACACUGGGCCAACCUUGACGAUGCGUGUAUACGUUUCCGUGUGGAAGCUCACCAUUUCGUCACCAAUGUUGCUCGCUACUUCUUCGACACAGGCAUCGACCGACCGUGGCAUCGUUUUCAGACGUGGCUCGGCAAGAUUGAGAAGGGGCUUCAGGACAGCGGCCUUGUCCAGAGCUCGACAAUCGUGAGUCCAAGGCGGCUAGGGGAGGAGCACGAGCGGACUCUCGAUGACAUCGCGCAGGCGUUGCUUCUGAGGAAGCGGCAGCAGCCAGUUCUCAAGUUACUGGAAGAGAUUUUUACGCAAAUCCUACGCUUCGCCAAACAUUCUCGGCUGCGCACACCCAGUGACCACGACUCGGAGGAAAUUAGAAAGUUGUACAAGGCCUUCCGUGAGAAGAUCGAGGUCUUCAUCACUGUUUGUAGGGGACUGGGCGAGAAGGCCGGGUCAAAGAACGAUAAAGACAAUGGUGGACGCUCGGAGAAUCCACUUGCAAUUCUCGUGCUCCUGUUGGAUAUGUCGAACUACUAUACGAAGCGCUAG
Molecule: messenger RNA, 2826 nt
Organism: Diaporthe amygdali
Lineage: Eukaryota; Fungi; Ascomycota; Sordariomycetes; Diaporthales; Diaporthaceae
Exons: 2
Coding region: 1-2826 (941 amino acids)
Biological process (GO): microtubule nucleation; meiotic cell cycle; spindle assembly
Cellular component (GO): gamma-tubulin complex; centrosome; spindle pole
Molecular function (GO): microtubule minus-end binding; gamma-tubulin binding
Source: RefSeq, a predicted model, not a curated record